This is a messenger RNA of Penaeus vannamei (Pacific white shrimp), 2152 nucleotides long. RefSeq names its product LETM1 domain-containing protein 1. Gene Ontology annotation, molecular function: ribosome binding. The record is from RefSeq and is a predicted model, not a curated record. Gene Ontology annotation, cellular component: mitochondrial inner membrane. NCBI's taxonomy places the organism in Eukaryota, Metazoa, Arthropoda, Malacostraca, Decapoda, Penaeidae.
UAAACAAAAAUCAGCUGACCGACCACAACAUUCCCGAAUUUCCCGGACGGCGAAGGGCCUGGGCAAUGUCGACCUUAAAUCCAUGUCUUUUCUACCGCUUUCCCCUUCGCUACAGGGAUCAUAUAUGGAAAAUGCACACUCAGCAUUGUCCAUGUGUCUUCAGAGGAGUGUUGUGGAGAGGGAUCCAUCAUGGGCCACACAUACAAGGAGGUGCCAGGCAAAAAUAUGGAAUAUACAGAGUGCCAGAUAUUCAGAGUGUGUCCCCCCCUAGUCAGAUCAAUUCAUACACACGCACAUCCUAUUUCUGGCAUCGAGUCAGAAUGCGAAGAUCGCCUUUGCAUGUUCCGUACCAAAGUCUUUACUGGCAGACUCAAACAAAGUUGCUGCCCAUCACAGAUGUAUCCACCACAGGAGUGAAAAAUAUGUCAACUAGUCCAGAUAGUAAAAAAAAACAAGAACCCACAAAUGAGAAAGAGAGUGCAGUUGGUGCUGAACCAAGCCAAAGUGAGAAUGAUAAUAGUGUCAAAGCUGAGGACAUGCAAAUGAUAAAGACCUCACGAAAACAGGUGAAAAAGGUUGGUAGUCAAAACAUAUCCUCGAAAAUACUGCGAUACUUCUUAGGUCGGUACACAUGGUACUUGAAUAGAUUCCACCAAUCUUUGGAGACUGAGAUGCCGGACACCUUCAAUAUGUUUCGCAUAUUUUCAGUUGGACUGAAGCAAUUCCUCAUUGAUUUCAAGGAUUUUAUGAUGGUCCUGGUGUAUCUAAGUGUUCCUGGCAGCACACUAAGAACUUGCACCCGUCGGGAGUUGGAGCUGUAUUACAACAUGCCAAGAGACAUGAUCAGAGUCUUUCCUAUACUUGCCUUAUCAUCUUUACCUUUAGGCCAGAAUCUUGCCUUUCCCAUAGGGUAUUGGUUUCCACGGCACUUGCUGUGUCAUCACUUUUGGGACAUCAAGCAGCGUCAUGAAUUUGCCCUCAUGGACAUGAAGAAGAGGCUGUUCAAUUAUCGGCCUGUAUUCAGGUCCCUACAAGCUGCGCUGAAUACCAUAGAGGAUAAGAGCUUGCGCAAGAAGUGUAGAGCUGCCUUCUACAAACUUGGCUCUGGUAUUCAUCCCACAGUUGAGGAGAUUGUGGAACUGUUGCCUCUGUUCCAGGGAGCACCUUUCCACAUUAAGAAAAUGUAUUCAGUUCAUUUGAGAGGGCUGCUGCGACUACAUGGUAGGUCUGUUUAUUUUCUGAAACGGAAAAGGCUAGAGGACUAUGCAAGGCAGCUACAUUACCUCGAUUCAGCGAUUUCCAGAGAAGGGAUUGACUCACUCUCGCACGAACAGUUGAAGCAUUGCCUUUUCAUGAGAGGUUUGAAUGCAGCUAACAUGAGCAACGAAGCCAUGACAGAAUACAUGAGAAACUGGCUCAGGGUGUCACGAGAAAUCGACUCCUCAUCCUUUUCCCUCCUCCUGCAUCUUCCAAUUCUCCUGGCUUAUAAUCAGCCGACCAAUAUUGUUCUUAUUUAUUAAGAUAAGAGGGCAGGUGUUUUUUUUUUUUCUUUUACUAUGAUGUGUAAUACCCUGUGCUAAAAUUUCUAGUUUUUGAUUAUUUAGAAUUAUUAUUGUGUGUGUAUUUUAUGAUGCAAGAUUUUGAGAUUUUCAUAGAGGUAUUAUUAUUAUUAUUUUUUUUUUUAUGAGAUAUGUCAUGCUUUUAUCUUUUUCUAUUGAAAACUUGUUUGCCUUUUUUUUCUUGCAUCUUGUCUUACAAAUUUUAUAAGUGUGAUGUAAUUGUGAUAUAUGUAAAGGUUCUUCGCUAAAUAGACUUAUGCCUUUUCUCGUCUAUUUGCUUGUCUCUUUUAUAAAGGCUUCUUUCCAGUUUUACAGUUAGUUGAUCUUAUCUUUCUUUUGUCAUAGUGGUAGUAAUGGUAGUAAUAGUAUUAUCAUCACAUCAUCACUACUUUUAUUGAUAUGUGCCAUCCUCAUUAUUGUUAUGAGCUUCGUCAUUGCCAUCGCCACGCAUAUCAUUUGUAUACAUUCUCAUGGUAGUAAUUAUUUUCUCUUUCUUAGUGUUCUUCUUGUUUUUAUGAUUAUUUUUGUUAUCAAUAUUAUAAUUGAUUAUUAUUAUUGUAAUUAUUUAUUAUUAUUAUUAUUAUUAUUAUUAU